Molecule: messenger RNA, 570 nt
Organism: Dujonia railenensis
Lineage: Eukaryota; Fungi; Ascomycota; Pichiomycetes; Serinales; Debaryomycetaceae
Source: the annotation of a GenBank genome assembly
AUGUCCGAAAUCAAGUUCUUCAAGUUCUUGGUGACUAAGCACGUUUUCUACAAAUCCAAACAUACUUUUGCCUUGGUCAAUUUGAAGCCCUUGGUGCCCGGACAUGUUUUAAUUGUACCACUCAGAAACACCGCUCUAAGGCUAGCGGACUUGACCCCAGAGGAAAGUAUAGACUACAUGCAAGUGAUCCAAUUGAUCCACAGGUUUAUCCAAAAGACCUACAAGGCUGACGCCUUGAAUAUAGCAAUUCAGGAUGGUCCAGAACUGGGUCAGUCUGUCCCUCACUUGCACACUCACAUACUUCCUAGGUUUGCUACGGACGGGUUCGGUGAUGGGGUUUAUAAGAUGAUUGAAGAAUUUGAUGCGGAGAAGUACUACGAGGAAUUCGACAAGAGGAAGGAAGAGUUCCGAAAGAACAUAGGUGCGUUUAGCGAAAAGAUUCCAAGCGAUGAUGACAGAAGACCUAGGACCCCUGAGGAGAUGGAGAAGGAAGCGCAAUGGUUGGCGGGGGAGCUUGAGAAGUUCGUGAGUGAGCUCGAUACAAGCAAGGUUGCAAUUCCUGAACAGUAG